Molecule: messenger RNA, 2166 nt
Organism: Cladophialophora psammophila CBS 110553
Lineage: Eukaryota; Fungi; Ascomycota; Eurotiomycetes; Chaetothyriales; Herpotrichiellaceae
Exons: 2
Coding region: 1-2166 (721 amino acids)
Biological process (GO): DNA repair
Molecular function (GO): DNA binding; metal ion binding
Source: RefSeq, a predicted model, not a curated record
AUGUCCCGGCGCACCAUCGGCGGCGGACGGGUUCUGGGAAACAGUAGAACCCUUGGCCCUCCUCCUCAACCAAAGUCUACCUCGCCUCUCCCCGGCCACGUUCUGUCCCCUUCGGCCUCGACUCUGUCCUUGGAUACCUCUGAGAGCGGGACUUCUACCCCUCCGUCCUCCGAUCCUCAAGACAUAGUAUCACGAGUAUCACUCGACCAUGGAGCGCCGGAUUUGUCUACGGCAGCCGCAGCCGCAGCCGCAACAGACCGCUUGGUCUGUCCUAUCUGUAAUGAGGAAAUGGUCACCUUGCUGCAACUAAACAGGCACCUAGAUGAUGCUCAUAAAGAGAUUGAAGAAGAACAACAAGAUGAGGUGAAAGAUUGGUUCAAACAACAAAUGGUCAAGGCAAAGAAAUUCCAGCCACUAGCAGUGUUGAACCAGAAACUCAAGGGCUUGGACGUCUUUGAGUCGAACCAUGACAGUGCCCGAAGCACUACCCCUACACCGAGGAGUGAAUCUGCCUCGAGAGGUCCCAGGGAUCCUGCUGCUCCGCCUUUGCCGCCAAAGCCCUCCCAAUCGCUCCUCGAUCCGGACGACAUUAUCACGAAGCAGCACUGGCAAAAGAGGACCGGGUACGAUGUGUGUUCUGACCCAACAUGUGAGAAGAGGCUUGGGUCUACGACGGGAGUCGUCAAUUGCCGACACUGCGGAAAGCUCUUUUGCGAGGAGCAUACAAUGUAUCAGAUGAAACUAUCGAGAUCUGCACAACAUGAGCCCGUUCGAGGGCUGUGGUAUCGGGUAUGCGAGACAUGUUACAAAAGCCGCGAGGGUUAUACAGACCGGCACGGUCUGGAAAGAGAUCGAAUGGCCGAGUUUGAGAGUGCGAGGCGAAGCAAGCUCAGCCAUAAAGAGAUGGAGGUCUCCAGGUUGGAGAAAAGGCUGUCGCGGUUGACGCAGAUAAUUGCCAACCCACCGGACGAAAUCCCACAACCGACUCAUAACAAGAGAUGGUCAUUAACCUGGGCUCCAACAGACCCUCGAAAGGUGCUCGAGCAAACCAUCGUGCCCUGGCAGACUGACGCCGACGUCCCCAGAUGUCCGUACUGCCAGCAAGAGUUCAGCCAAUACUCGUUCCGGCGACAUCACUGCCGAACAUGUGGGAAGGUUGUUUGUGGAGACACUGCCACUGGAUGUUCGACCGUCAUCGGCCUCGAUGUUGCUACUACUAACACCCGCCUCACCAUCACAGAAAAGCCUGCCCCCAACGACACUGUCGCGGUAGACAUACGGCUCUGCAAAGAGUGCAAUCAAAUGAUUUUCGCCCGCAGGGACUUCCAAGCCUCCCUGACCUCACCCUCGAUCGAGGCAUUUGGCCGUUCAUACAGUAAUCUCCUUCAAUUUGAACGGGGAAUCCGACUCCUGCUCCCUAAAUUUCAGAAACUCCUCCAAGCCCUGCAAGACCCGGAUCAUCCUCCUUCAUCAAGUGAAAUCACCGACGCUUCACGUACGCGCAAACGACUCAUGGAUUCAUUCACACAAUAUGACACCGCAGCACGACGUAUACGGGACAUGCCCAGCCAAUCGCCGACACAGUUGAAACUCCAGAAAGCCAUAUACCAAAACGCCACCCAAUUUCUACAUCUCCAUAUGCUUCCCUUAAAGUCCCUCCCAAAAGUCCUCAAACACGCCACACCUCAUGGCAACAGCACCAAACCAGCUGACUUGCAUCACAACCCCAACCCUCGUUCUUCUUUGGCGAUUUUGAAUGGCCCCCACCACGCAAGGAAGGAUUCCUCUUCUGCCCUCAGCGUGGCCUCUUUCGCCACCACCAACUCGGCCCGGAUAUCCGAACUCGAAUCCGAGGAAAAGUCGCUCCGUGAGCGCCUGAUUGUCCUCGAAGAACAGAGAUUCCUGGUACAAGAGAUGAUCGCCGAUGCGAAUCGACGGAGGAAGUUCGAGGAGGUAGCGGCGCUGGCAGCGAAUGUGGAGGAUUUGUCCGCCGAGAUUGAUGUGGUGGGGAAAUUGGUGGAGGGGGUUCGGGGAGAGUUUGAGGGACUAUACACCGGCAAUGGGUUGGGGAGUGGCGUCAACAGUCCGCAGAGGAAGGAUUCAUCUUUGGGGAACGAUGAGGGAACAACGGGCACGGGGAAGAUGAAGAGCGUGGAGAAUGGAUGA